AUGCAAGAUCCGAACUCCAAGCACAUGCUGAACAAAACGCCGCCGGCGAUGCGGCCUUCCCACCACCGGAGGGCCCACUCCGAGAUGAAUUUCCGGAUUCCGGAGGAUCUGGAUCUGAUGCCCGACCCGUUCGAUGCUCCGGCGGGAAGCUUCGAGGAGUUGGGAUCCGAGGAUGAUCUCUUCUCUACUUACAUGGACAUGGAGAAGCUCGAUAACGGCUCCGCUGGAGGAUCCGGGAUCGGAGAUUCAGUCUUCGAUAAUGCGGCGGCGGGUGAUGGGGGCACGAGCGGUCGCGGCAGUGUUGCUAGGCCGAGGCAUAGGCAUUGUAAUUCGGUGGAUAGUUCGAGCUUGUUAUUUACUGAAAGUUCAAGUAUUGAAGCUAAGAAAGCUAUGGCGCCUGAGAAGCUUGCCGAGUUAUGGAACCUUGAUCCUAAACGCGCCAAAAGGAUAUUAGCAAAUCGGCAAUCUGCUGCUAGAUCGAAAGAGAGAAAAGCUCGUUACAUAUCAGAACUGGAGAGAAAAGUUCAGACCCUUCAAACGGAGGCAACAACUCUGUCUGCACAACUCACCUUGUUCCAGAGAGACACGACAGGGCUGAGUAAUGAAAACACUGAGCUUAAGCUUCGGUUACAAGCCAUGGAACAACAAGCCCACUUACGCGAUGCACUCAAUGAAGCUCUGAAGCAGGAAGUUGAGAGGCUGAAGAUGGCGACAGGUGAAGUAUCAAACUCAUCAGACACGUUGGAGCUGGCAAUGCAACAAAUCCCCUUCGGCCAGCCAACCUUCUUUUCACCCGUGUCUCAGUCAGGGGUUAACGAGUCUCGGAAUGUACAAAUGACACAGUUUCAUAGUAGUCUCCAGGGUCAGGGGGGCUUGCUAAGUCAUCAUCACAAUCAUCAUCAUCAUCAGUACCAUCAUCCCAUGAUUGCGGCAAAUCACGUGCACCAGGACCCUCUUCCUUCGUUUCAGUGUCUCGAUAUCGGCACCCGGGGCCCCUCAAUUUCUGCAACAGAAACCACCACUACAUUCUGA
Striga hermonthica is the source of this 1032-nucleotide messenger RNA. Lineage: Eukaryota; Viridiplantae; Streptophyta; Magnoliopsida; Lamiales; Orobanchaceae. The record is from the annotation of a GenBank genome assembly.